Molecule: messenger RNA, 360 nt
Organism: Aspergillus calidoustus
Lineage: Eukaryota; Fungi; Ascomycota; Eurotiomycetes; Eurotiales; Aspergillaceae
Source: the annotation of a GenBank genome assembly
AUGCCUCAAGAUAUGCCCCCCGUCGGGGGCUACCGGCCAGUGCAGUACAAGCGCAACGUCCCUGCCCGCGGCUUCCGGCCCAUCUACUACCUCGUCGGCAUGCACCUAUUCAUGGCGUACGGAUAUUACAAGCUCUUCCACGGUAUCCGGGAACAGAACGAACUCGCCCGCGAGAAGAUCUGGGGCCGUCUACACAUCCUCCCCCUCCUGCAGGCCGAGGAAGACCGCGACCAGGUCCGUCGCGCGAUUGCGGACGCGAACCGCGAGAAGCAGCUUACGGGUGAGGUGACAAAGGUUUACAACUCUGACCGUUUCGUUCGUCCUACGUUUGCUGUUGUGCCUGCCAAGGCUUAUGAUUAG